AUGUCUGAUGACGAAGCGGAUCCAGAGCUCCUCGAGCUCCUCCGCCAGUCCCUGGGUUUGGGCGGCCCACCCAAAAACGCGCCGGCUGAGACCAAAGUGCUGCAAGGCGCCCAAUACGUUUUCGACAACGCCAUCGACGUUGCGCUUUCUCCCGCAAAGACAAAAGAAGCAGCAGAGACAAUAUGGCAGAUGAUGCAGGAGAGAUCUUAUUCCACUAAGACGUGGGCAUCACACGAAUUGCAUCCAAAGGAAAAGAACGAGAAGACCGUUGAUUUUAUUUUUACAAUGGAUCUGUUAAACUUUAGCUUCUGGUCCGCCGAGAAGGAUGAGUCUAAACGCUUUGCCAUAGAUUAUCGUGGAAAGCGGUGGACCGGCUACUGGAGCCUUGUUGCUGCACUACAAAGAGCUUUGGAUGAAGAGAUCCCAAUUACGAGCCCUGAAUUCUGGCAAAAUGCAGAAGAAUGCACGGAAGACGUCAUAAAGCAUGUCUUUCGGUCUGCGACAGACGAAGAAAUUCCACUCUUGCAAGAGCGGAUAGCAAGUCUCCGCGAAGCGGGUCGAAUUCUUUGUGAUGAAUAUGAUUGCAGCUUCGUCAACUGCAUUGAAGAAGCAAACAAUUCCGCUGCCGCUCUGGUAAACCUUUUAGCAGAAAAUUUCCCUUGCUUCCGUGAUGAAGCAACCUUCGAACGCAAAACCGUACGCUUCUACAAACGCGCUCAGAUUCUAGUCGCAGAUAUAUGGGCCUGUUUCCGGGGCAGAAAGUACGGUAAAUUCAACGACAUUGAUAAAAUAACGAUGUUUGCAGAUUAUCGCGUCCCGCAGAUGCUUCACCAAUUAGGCUGUCUGUUGUACUCCCCCCGGCUAGAAAGUCACAUUCGCCAGCUAAAGCUGAUUCCGAGCGGCGACAAGUGGGAGAUAGAGCUGCGUGGGGCUAGUAUCUGGUGCGUGGAACUGAUCCGUCAGAUGAUCAUGAGGAACCAUGCUGCUGCGAAGGCUGGUGCAUAUGCGGAAGGAUCGUCGUUAUCUACCUCGGGAUCGCAGUCCGUUGAGGCGUUAGACAUGAAUUUGGCGGAGGAAGAGAAGAAGCGUAACAACCUCGAGCCACGGGAUCUUGGAGGUGACGAUGAAGAAGAGGGUGGGGAAGAGAAGCCCAUGGGUGUUAAUGCCAUUUUGAUCGACUUCCUAUUGUACGAUCGGAUGAAGGAAGUGGAAAACGACGGGAAAGAAGAAAUCCCGCAUCACCGAACAAGAAGUAUCUGGUAUUAA
This is a messenger RNA of Coccidioides immitis RS, 1266 nucleotides long. RefSeq lists its product as uncharacterized. The coding region runs from base 1 to 1266 and encodes 421 amino acids. NCBI's taxonomy places the organism in Eukaryota, Fungi, Ascomycota, Eurotiomycetes, Onygenales, Onygenaceae. The record is from RefSeq and is a predicted model, not a curated record. The transcript is spliced from 3 exons.